Peromyscus eremicus (cactus mouse) is the source of this 3559-nucleotide messenger RNA. RefSeq names its product adhesion G protein-coupled receptor F1 (gene Adgrf1). Bases 334 to 3054 code for a protein of 906 amino acids. The record is from RefSeq and is a predicted model, not a curated record. NCBI's taxonomy places the organism in Eukaryota, Metazoa, Chordata, Mammalia, Rodentia, Cricetidae. Gene Ontology annotation, cellular component: plasma membrane. Gene Ontology annotation, molecular function: G protein-coupled receptor activity. The transcript is spliced from 16 exons. Gene Ontology annotation, biological process: adenylate cyclase-activating G protein-coupled receptor signaling pathway; cell surface receptor signaling pathway; synapse assembly.
CCUGCAGGGGGUGUGUCCUGGGGUUUGCAGGCAGAGGCAGUAACCUGGCCGGAGCUGCUGAUGCAUCAGUGGACCUGAGGCUGCCGGGACUGCCCUGGGUCCCAUCGCUGCUCACUGCCACCCCUCAACAGAGCUAGUGGUUGGGGAGCACUGGAGAAAGGCUCACCUGGGCUGUGAAGACAGGAGCUUCACAGGUCAGAGAGCAGCAUCUGGUGGAGAUGUCAGUGUGCACAUGAAGACUUAAGUUCACCAAGAAGCAAGUACGCUGCCUCCCAGGUGACUAGACACGGGUGUCUAUGUUCAGGCCAGAGAGGGUAGAAGGAGCUCCUGGAAAUGAGAGCUGGAUUCCUGUGGCUCAUCCCUUUGUUCACUCUGACCAAGGGCACCGAUGGCUUCCUGCAGAAAAAUGGCAACAACAAAACAAAAGAAGAUGUCAGUGUGGUUGAGAAAAGACAAUCAGUCCAGGAGUAUGAGGUGUUGCUUCAGAUGACGUACAGGGAUCCCAGGGAGAAGAGAGAACUGAAAAGACUUCUGAAGCAUUUGAAGUCUCCAUCACCCUGCUUACAUGGGCCCAGCAAGAUCAUCAGAGUGAAGGCCACCACGUACUGCAGAACCCUGCAGGGGUUCCCGGAGUGUGCCUGUGAAGACAGCUAUACUUGGUUUCCUCCCUCCUGCCUUGAUCCCCAGAACUGCUACCUUCACACAGCUGGACCCCUCUCAAGCUGUAACUGCCCUCUCAACGACCUCAGCCAGAGUGUUGAUUUCUGUGAGAGAGCAAAGGUUUGGGGCACUUUUGAAAUGAAUGCAACUUUUACCAAAGACCUUUGGAAUUCAUCUUCUGCUGUGUACGCCUACUACACAACUGGAAUUGAAAAUCAACUUAAAGAAGCAUACAGAGGAAUCCGCGGUUUUGAGUCAGUUCGGGUCACCCAAUUUCGAGAAGGAAGCAUCGUUGUUGGCUAUGAAGUGACCGGCUCCAUUAACACAGAUGAGCUCCUGUCUGCCAUGGAGCAGGCGACGGACAAGGCUCUGGAGGCCCUGAGAAGGCGGUUCUCAGUUAAAGACAGUUCUUUUCGAGUGUUCGGGGAAGCCCAGUGUAACAGCAUCUCCUUUGGAUUUGGGUCUGAGGAUGAUGAAUAUACUCUACCCUGUAGCAGCGGCUUCACCGGAAACAUCACCGUCAGGUGCCGGCUCUCUGGGUGGCAGAUCGCCAAGGAGUCCUGCGUGCUCUCUCAGCUGGCGGAACUGAAGAAGAAUUUCAGUAUGAUUGCAGGCAACAUCACAGAGGCAGAUGUGUCUUCUUUGGUGCAAAAUCUUUCUGCCAUCGUUCAGCAAAGCUCAUCCACCACAGCUGGGAACCUGGCUUCAGUGGUGUCACUUCUGAGCGACAUUUCAUCCCUGUCACUGGCGAACUCUUUCACUGUGUCCAACUUGACCCUGAAGAAUGUCAUCAACAUAGCUGAUCAUAUUCUGAACUCAACCUCCAUAACUAAUUGGACAAUUUUAUUACAAGAAGAAAAGGAUGCCAGCUCCAAGCUGCUGGAGACAUUGGAAAACAUCAGCACUCUCAUACCUCCCACUGCCCUGCCUCUUAAUUUUUCUCGAAACUCCAUCGACUGGAAAGGGACCCAAAUCCAAAGCACACAGGGCUACAACUAUCAGAUUGAAAUGCUACAACAAAACGCCUCUCUGCCCAUCCGAGGCCACGUGUUUAUUGAACCAGAUCAAUUCCAGGAAUCCCAUCCAAAGACUAUUAUCAGCAUGGCCUCAUUGACCUUUGGGAACAUUCUACCCAUUACCCACGGAGGAAAUGCACGGAUCAAUGGGCUGGUGAUAACCACACUUAUCCAAAACGAUUCCAUCAAUGAAAUUUUCCUGAACUUUUCCAAGAUAAAGGGAAACCUGAGCCAGCCUCAUUGUGUAUUUUGGGAUUUCAGUCAUUUGCAGUGGAGCGACGUAGGCUGCCAACUCGUGAAUGAAACUCCAGGCACAGUGCUGUGCCGAUGUAUGCACCUGACCUCCUUCUCCGUGCUCAUGUCUCCCUUCGUCCCCUCUUCGAUUGUCCCUGUGGUGAAAUGGAUUACGUACAUCGGACUGGGCAUCUCCAUUGCAAGUCUAAUCUUAUGCCUGAUCAUCGAGUCUCUGUUUUGGAAGCAGACCAAGAAAAGCCAAACCUCAUACACACGCCAUGUCUGCCUGGUGAACAUCGCCCUGUCACUCUUAAUUGCUGAUGUUUGGUUUAUCAUUGCUGCCACCGUGGAUACCGCCGCCGCCAGCCCUUCUGGAGUCUGCAUAGCUGCCGUGUUCUUUACCCACUUUUUCUACCUCGCUUUGUUCUUCUGGAUGCUUGUACUCAGCGCCCUGCUGGCUUAUCGAAUCAUCCUCGUGUUCCAUCACAUGGCUCUGCCCACCAUGAUGGCUGCUGGGUUCUGCCUGGGCUACGGGUGCCCUCUCCUUAUAUCCGUCAUCACCAUUGCCGCCACCCAACCUAGCAACAGCUACAAAAGGAGCAACGUGUGCUGGCUUAACUGGUCUGAGGAGAGCAAACCCCUCUUGGCGUUUGUUGUUCCUGCGUUGACUAUUGUGGCCGUGAACUUGGCUGUGGUGCUGCUGGUCCUUAGGAAGCUCUGGAGGCCAGCGGUUGGAGAAAGACUGAGUCAGGACGACAAGGCCACUGCCAUCCGCAUGGGAAAGAGCCUCCUCAUUCUGACCCCACUGCUAGGGCUCACCUGGGGCUUCGGCAUAGGAACAAUGGUGGACAGCCAGAAUGUAGCUUGGCAUGUUCUUUUUGCUUUGCUUAAUGCUUUCCAGGGAUUUUUCAUCUUCUGUUUUGGAAUUCUCUUGGAUAAUAAGCUGCGGCAACUUUUGUCCAAUAAGCUGACUCUGUUAAGCUCACGGAAGCAAACAUCAAAGCAGAACUCCUCAGAUAUAGUUACCAAACCCAAAUGCUUAAAGCCUUUCAACAUACUUCAACACAAAGGCAUGUAUGCGCUUUCUCACACUGGAGACUCGUCCAAUGAGAUCACAUUAACCCAGUUUUUAUCCACGGAAUAAAGCCACGAGUCACAAGCAAGGACAGAUUUUCCUUUGAGAAACAUGUCCUUCAGAGCCACAUGGCAGAGAAGACACACACAAUCAGAUAAGAUUUUGUGACUUAGGGGUCUCAGGACAGCUGGUUACUCUGAGGCUGGAGAGGCGGCCCUGUGGUUAAGAACACUUGUUCUUGCAGAGGACCUGGGCUCAGUUCCAGCACCAGCAUGGUGGAUCCCAACCGUCUGUUCCAGAGGAUUUACAGCCCCCUUCUGACUUUUAUGAGCACUACACACAUGUGGUGCAUAGACAUCCAUGCAGGCAAAACAUUCAUACAUGAAAUAAAAUAAUCUGUUUUUAAAAACCCAACAAAAUAGGUGACUUCAGUGGAUCAAUCCUGCCUCCUUUAUCCUAAAUUAAAUAGAAAUGAUAUUAAUUACAAAGUGGGCAAAGAAACAAUACAUAUUGUUAAUCCAGGAGGACGUGACAGUGACCCCCAAAGGCCCUGGUCAAUAUGUCCAACCCUGAG